Molecule: messenger RNA, 2151 nt
Organism: Plutella xylostella (diamondback moth)
Lineage: Eukaryota; Metazoa; Arthropoda; Insecta; Lepidoptera; Plutellidae
Gene: pix
Product: ATP-binding cassette sub-family E member 1 pix
Molecular function (GO): ATP hydrolysis activity; ATP binding
Source: RefSeq, a predicted model, not a curated record
GUUAGGCACAGCAAAGUUUCAGAACUAGGAAAUGUUUAGCAAUAUCGCAGCUAACUUCAUUACUGUUCCUUUUGACGUUCGAGUUCGGAGUAAAAGGACACGCGAACAUAGGCAAAUUUUGCCUACGUUCGCCUUCUUUUCUCAGUUAUGUCUCGGCAUAGCAACAAGCAGCAUGAGGAGACGGACAAGCUAACGCGUAUAGCUAUAGUGAACGCGGAUCGUUGCAAGCCUAAAAGAUGCAGGCAAGAGUGCAAGAAGAGUUGCCCGGUGGUGAGGAUGGGGAAGCUCUGUAUCGAGGUGACGCCCAACGACAAGAUCGCCACCAUCUCCGAGGAGCUGUGCAUCGGAUGCGGUAUCUGUGUGAAGAAAUGUCCAUUUGAUGCUAUUACCAUCAUCAACAUUCCUUCCAACUUGGAGAAGCACACCACUCACCGUUACUCCAAGAACUCGUUCAAGCUCCACCGGCUCCCGAUUCCUCGGCCUGGUGAGGUACUGGGUCUGGUCGGCCAGAACGGUAUUGGCAAGUCCACGGCGCUGAAGAUCCUUGCCGGCAAGCAGAAACCCAACCUUGGACGUUUCUCUGACCCUCCAGACUGGCAGGAGAUCCUCUCCCACUUCCGCGGCUCGGAGCUGCAGAACUACUUCACCAAGAUCCUGGAGGACGACCUGAAGGCGCUGAUCAAGCCGCAGUAUGUGGACCAGAUCCCCAAGGCCGUGAAGGGAACCGUUGGGUUCCUGCUCGACAAGAAGGACGAGCUGAAGAACCAGACACAGAUAUGCAAGAUGCUUGACUUAUCCCACAUCCGUGGGCGCGAGAUCGCGGCUCUGUCCGGCGGGGAGCUGCAGCGAUUCGCCAUCGCGAUGGUGUGCAUCCAGGACGGGGACAUCUUCAUGUUCGACGAGCCCUCCUCCUACCUCGACGUCAAGCAGAGGCUGAACGCUGCCAGGACUAUACGCUCGUUGAUACAUCCUGAUAAGUUCAUCAUAGUGGUGGAGCACGACUUGUCGGUGCUGGACUACCUGUCGGACUUCAUCUGCUGCCUCUACGGCGUGCCCGGCGCGUACGGCGUCGUCACUAUGCCCUUCUCCGUACGAGAAGGUAUCAACAUAUUCCUUGAUGGUUUCGUGCCGACUGAGAACAUGAGAUUCAGAACUGAAUCCCUAGUAUUCAAAGUAGCUGAAUCUGCUACAGAAGAAGAGAUAAAACGGAUGAACCAUUAUGAGUAUCCAGAGAUGACAAAGAAAAUGGGUGACUUCAGUCUUAGGGUCAAGCAAGGAGAGUUCUCUGACUCCGAGAUCUUGGUGCUUCUCGGAGAAAAUGGAACUGGAAAAACCACAUUCAUCAGAAUGUUGGCUGGCAACUUGGAACCCGAUGAUGGCUCGGGCCACCUGCCGCAGUUGCACAUUAGUUAUAAGCCACAGAAGAUCUCGCCCAAGUCGCAGGGGCUGGUGCGUCAGCUGCUGCACGAGAAGAUCAGAGACGCCUACAUUCACCCACAGUUCAUCACAGAUGUGAUGAAGCCAAUGAAGAUAGAGGAGAUAAUGGACCAGGAGGUGCAGAACCUGUCUGGAGGAGAGUUGCAGCGUGUGGCGCUGGUGCUGUGUCUCGGGAAGCCCGCCGACGUCUACCUGAUUGAUGAACCCUCGGCCUACUUAGAUUCUGAGCAACGUCUUGUUGCUGCUAAAGUUAUUAAAAGAUUCAUCCUGCACGCCAAGCGGACAGGCUUCGUGGUCGAGCACGACUUCAUCAUGGCCACAUACCUGGCGGACCGCGUGAUCGUGUUCGAGGGCACCCCCUCGUCGGACGCCACCGCGCACGCGCCGCAGUCGCUGCUCAACGGCAUGAACAAGUUCUUGGAACUGCUGGGCAUUACCUUCAGGAGAGACCCGAACAACUUCCGCCCCAGGAUCAAUAAGCACUCGUCUGUUAAGGACAUUGAGCAAAAACGGGCUGGCCAAUACUUCUUCCUGGAAGACUAAAACGGACACUGUAAAGAGUUAUCAAUAUGUAUAUUUAUUUAUAUAUGUUGGGCUGUUGUAUGUAUGUAUGCUGCUACGUAGUCACUGUCACAAUGGAGGUGGCUAACAUUUACCAUCCUUGUAUUUCCAAUUGUAUUUUAUUGUAAUAAAUCAAUUUUAUACAAUUGCGCA